Molecule: messenger RNA, 1948 nt
Organism: Pecten maximus
Lineage: Eukaryota; Metazoa; Mollusca; Bivalvia; Pectinida; Pectinidae
Product: melatonin receptor type 1A-like
Exons: 4
Coding region: 314-1447 (377 amino acids)
Biological process (GO): G protein-coupled receptor signaling pathway
Cellular component (GO): membrane
Molecular function (GO): G protein-coupled receptor activity
Source: RefSeq, a predicted model, not a curated record
GAGGGAAGUGUUCCGUUUUAUACACUUCAGUCUGGCAGAGCAACGGGACAUCACCAGUUACUGAAACCUACAGCUUAUAGUUACUAAAGACUUUGGGGAAACCAACUCUACAUCUCCUAUUAAUUAUUUCUAUCUGUAAACAUUGUGGUUGAAAGUGUGUAUUUUGAACGGGAAAGUAUAGCAAAACAGCGAAAUACUAUAGAAAGCCGCAACAGGUAUUAUAACGGAAUUAGUUCGAACCUGUGUCAUAUUCGCAUUUUUUUGUCUACAUGAAAAACAUAUAAUUUAUCAAAUCCUAGCGAAUGAAACCAUCAUGGAAGAGGAACUGGACCCUAUAUUUCAACUGAUUAUCGACAGGGAGGUAGAAAAGGGGCGUUUAAACUACACGACAAAUGACUUGUUGGCCAGCCCCUUGGAACAUUAUCCUGUACAGUCCAUACUAUUCAUACUGGCUCUCUCAGUGUCAUGUGUCGUCGGUAUAGUUGGAAAUAUUCUGGUGAUAGGGGCUGUGAUUGUGAGUAAACGGCUGAGAACAACAGGGAACAUGUUCAUCGUGAAUCUUGCUGUGGCAGACAUUAUUAUUGUCACCAUUGUGGAACCUUUCAACAUACUAGGUGUCAUUGAUGGGCCCUACUUCUUCGUUCGGAACGUCUGGUGGUGCCACACCCUGUCUGUCGUUUGUGUCAUGUCAUGUUCGUCAUCCAUGAUGAAUCUUGCCGCCAUUGCCGUGAACAGGUACAUCAUGAUCAACAAGAACCACUAUUACAACCAGAUUUUCACCAAAGGCAAGACUUUUCUUCUCUGUGUUCUUGUCUGGUUCGUGGCGUUUCUCAUUGAACUGCCCAACUUGGCUGGAUGGGGAGGACACACAUUCGACCUUAAAACACUGGGAUGUUCCUUCGACCGACUUAUCUCCCUUUCCUACACAAUAUUCCUAAGCGUGAUGGCGCUUUGGCUGCCUCUAAUGGUGAUCAUGUUCUGCUACUUAAAAAUUUACUUUUACGUCAAGAAAUCAAGAUUACAGAUGGAGAAACAGAUGAAAAUACAGACGAAAAAGGAAAAGAAGAAAACUAAAAGGCAACGAGAUAACGUCAACUUAGCUAGGACAUUUUUCAUCGUUUUUCUCACUUUCCUCAUCUGCUGGACACCUUACGACUUGACAUUAUUUUUCGACAGGGAUGAUCGCUGGCCAUCUUGGCUAUAUACCGUUUUUCUUCAGAUUGGUCAUUUUAAUAGCUCGCUGAACAGCAUUCUUUACGGCGCCACCAACAGAAACUUCCGUGAAGGCUACAAACAAUUCCUGAAAAAGAUUUGUUGUAGUUGUAAGCUCGGCGUAGUGGUUAAGAUCAGCGGUGAUAAGAACUCGAUGACUGACUCCAGUUCAGGAUAUUCCAGUACAACUGAUAACACGCAUCACAAAGUACAUCCUGCAUCACACUACGUCUGAAUGUCUAUCUCAAUGAAUUACGGAUAUACAUUGUAACUGGUCUUAUCUACAUAAUAUUUGUAAUACAUUUUAUAUAUAUAUAUAUAUAUAUUUGAACCGAGUAAAUUUGAAAAAUAUGGAGAUAUCUGACCCAAAAAAAAAUAGAUUUAUUUUUUCUUUAUUUAUUUAUUUUCGUUUGUUAUAUAUUUGCAUCUGGUCAGUUUGAAAAAUACAAUGAUAUCUGAUAAAAAAUGAUUUUUUUUUCAAUUUUAAUUUGUUAUACAAAUGUAUAUUUGAAUCUAGUCAGUUAUACGGUGAUGUCUGACAACAAUAUAAACAUAUUUCUUUUAUUUCUUUUCAUUUGUUUCAUAUGUUAUAUGUAUGGUGAUAUCUGACAUUAGUCAUUAUUCAUUAAUGAAAUUGUUUUCAAAUUUAUGUUCAUGUAAAGAGUUGCUUGAUACCUGUAUGUGAUAUACCUGUACACUGUAUAUAUUAAUAACUAAAUAUUAUUUUAUACUUUGA